AUGGUCCUAAAUGUGGUCGUUAAUCUUAAUAGCUUAAUACCAAUAUCCAAGAAAAAUAAUUAUAUUUUCGAAAAACUAUGCUAUUAUCAACAAAUUUAUCAUCUUAUUAACGACUGCCCGUCGACGAUUCUGCUCGACGGGAUGGCCGAUUUGCCGACGGCCAGGAUACACAAAAUCCGUCCAGGCAACGUAUGCGACAAGCAGCCUGACUGUUUAGGCAACGCCAAAUACGUGAUUGGUACCAUAUUGGCCGUGGAUUGGCCAUUUAGGCAACGCACCACUAGUAAUUCGGUAGAUUAA
Cinara cedri is the source of this 300-nucleotide messenger RNA. NCBI's taxonomy places the organism in Eukaryota, Metazoa, Arthropoda, Insecta, Hemiptera, Aphididae. The record is from the annotation of a GenBank genome assembly.